AUGGCGGCGGAAGAAGAAAACGAGUUCUACCUGAGGUACUAUGUCGGGCACAAGGGCAAAUUUGGACACGAGUUCCUGGAGUUCGAGUUUAGGCCUGACGGUAAGCUCCGUUACGCCAACAACUCAAACUACAAGAACGAUACGAUGAUCCGGAAGGAGGUGUUUCUCACCCCCGCCGUUCUCAAGGAAUGCAAGCGUAUCGUCUCCGAGAGCGAGAUAAUGAAAGAAGAUGAUUUUAAGUGGCCGGAACCUGACCGUGUUGGAAGGCAAGAGCUUGAGAUCGUUAUGGGUAACGAGCAUAUCUCCUUCGCUACUUCUAAGAUUGGUUCUCUCGUUGAUGUCCAGAGCAGUGAUGAUCCUGAAGGUCUUCGCAUCUUUUACUAUCUUGUUCAGGACUUGAAAUGCCUUGUUUUUUCGCUCAUCUCGCUGCACUUCAAGAUCAAGCCUAUUUAG
Molecule: messenger RNA, 453 nt
Organism: Eruca vesicaria subsp. sativa (arugula)
Lineage: Eukaryota; Viridiplantae; Streptophyta; Magnoliopsida; Brassicales; Brassicaceae
Source: the annotation of a GenBank genome assembly